AUGUUCUACUGUAGGAACUUAGUAUCUGGAUCCUUAAAGUAUAGAUUAAGAUAUUUACUAAAUCAGGAUAUAAAUAUCAAUCAAAGUGGGGAACUAUUUAUUGAAGAUAAAUAUGCACAUGCAUUGUUUAAAAUUGGGAAGAAGGGAAAUGAGCUUGAAAUAUUAUGUGAAGACUUAAAAUUUGCUAGUGACUUUAUUGAUGGAAAUAAAAAACUAAAACAAAUAUUUGUAACACCAGGUAUACCAUUAACCACUAAGAUGGAAUUAUACAAUGAUUUAAUUCAGAAUAUGGAUUUAAAGAGUAAUACAAGCAAAAGAUUUUUACAGAUAAUUGCACAAAAUCAAAAAAUUCAGCAUAUUAAUAAAAUAUAUAAGUCAUUUAUGAAUGCUAUCGAACGAUUAAAUAUGAUAAAUUUAUGUAUUGUUUCUUCUUGCAAGGAUCUAAAUGAUAAUCAAAAACAAAAACUUGAAUCAUUGUUAAAAAGUUUAUCAAAUAAUAUUAAAAUUGAAUAUAAAGUAGAUCCCAGAUUACUUGGAGGUAUAAUGAUACAAGUAGGAGAGUUAAUGUUGGACUUAUCAGCAUUAUCAAUUAUUGAACAAAUAAAAAACUUUAUUACAUAUAAUUAG
Molecule: messenger RNA, 627 nt
Organism: Cryptosporidium muris RN66
Lineage: Eukaryota; Apicomplexa; Conoidasida; Eucoccidiorida; Cryptosporidiidae
Product: ATP synthase F1, delta subunit, putative
Exons: 2
Coding region: 1-627 (208 amino acids)
Biological process (GO): proton motive force-driven mitochondrial ATP synthesis
Cellular component (GO): membrane
Molecular function (GO): proton-transporting ATP synthase activity, rotational mechanism
Source: RefSeq, a predicted model, not a curated record